AUGAUUAGAAAUAUCUUAAUAAGAGGACAAAAUGUUCAAUUUAUUAAAGGAGAGAAUGUUUUGAUGGAUCAUUUCAAUAAAGUAGAGUAGGCUAAGAAAUUUUAAAAUUAUAUAAACUCUUGGGAAUAAUCUAAUGUGGAAGUUAAAUCAAUAGAGGUAUCUUAUGUAUACAUGUUUGGAUAAAAUAUUGGUUUUGUCAAUUUAGUAAUUGAUGCUUAUCUUAAUGGUAUUAAAUUACCUGGCUUCGUAUUUUUGAGAGGAGAUGCUGUGGCAAUUCUUUUGUUGGUUAAUAAUAAGAUGGUGCUUACAUAACAGUUUAGAGUCCCAGUUGGUAAAUUUACUAUAGAGGCACCUGCUGGUAUGAUGGAUGAAUAGGGUGAUUUUGGAGGAGUAGCUGCAAAAGAGAUCAAGGAAGAAACAGGAAUAUGCAUUUAACAUAAUGAAAUGCGUUAUUUAUAAGAUAUGUUAGUAUCUCCAGGUGGAAGUGAUGAAGUGAUUCAUUUAUUUGUUGUUGAGAAGAAUAUGGAAUAAGCAUAAUUAGAUGAAUUAUGUAAGAAAACACAUGGAGCAGAAGGAGAAGGAGAAUAAAUAAAGUUAGUGAUCUAAGAUUUUACAUGGUAAAAUAUAUUAAAGACAUAAGAUUCAAAAUUGAUAGCAGCAGCAGCAGCUUAUUAUAAUCAAAAAUUAUGAA
Messenger RNA from Paramecium pentaurelia, 691 nucleotides. NCBI's taxonomy places the organism in Eukaryota, Ciliophora, Oligohymenophorea, Peniculida, Parameciidae. The record is from the annotation of a GenBank genome assembly.